Molecule: messenger RNA, 4172 nt
Organism: Phodopus roborovskii (desert hamster)
Lineage: Eukaryota; Metazoa; Chordata; Mammalia; Rodentia; Cricetidae
Gene: Csf1
Product: colony stimulating factor 1
Exons: 9
Coding region: 431-2116 (561 amino acids)
Biological process (GO): positive regulation of macrophage differentiation; osteoclast differentiation
Cellular component (GO): membrane
Molecular function (GO): growth factor activity; cytokine activity
Source: RefSeq, a predicted model, not a curated record
CUAGCUAGCUAGCGGGGACGACCAGGCAGCCCGCUUGGGGGAAGGGAGGCGGCGGCUCAGUGGGCCUCCGGGGUGUAUGUGUCAGUGCCUGUGAGUGUGAGCGUGUGUGUUUGUGUGUGAGUGUGUGUGUGUGUGUGUGUGUGUGUGUGUGUGUGUGUGCGCGCGUCUGGAGGAGGGCCAGGGUGAUUUCCCAUAAACCACAUGCCCCGCCGGCCCGCCCGCUUAAAAGGCUGUGCUGAGGGCUGGCCAGCGAAGCUCAGCCAGAGGAAAGUGAAAGUUUGCCUCGGUGCUCUCCGUGUCGCUGCGGCUUUCUGCAUCCCGGGACAGCGGCGUGGCCCUCGGCCGGGGCGCAAGCUCUCCAACCAGCAGCGAGCGAAGGAGCGAGCGAACUAGAGCGGCCAACACGCCGGGCCGGGACCCAGCUGCCCGUAUGACCGCGCGGGGCGCCGCGGGGCGCUGCCCUUCAUCGCCAUGGCUGGGCCCCCAGCUGCUGCUGGUCUGUCUCCUGGUGAGCAGAAGCAUUGCAAAGGAGGUGUCGGAACACUGUAGCCACAUGAUUGGGAAUGGACACCUGCAGGUCCUGCAGCAGCUGAUCGACAGUCAAAUGGAAACCUCAUGCCAGAUUGCCUUUGAAUUUGUAGACCAGAAACAGCUGGAUGAUCCAGUUUGCUUCCUUAAGAAGGCAUUUUUCCUGGUGAAAGACAUAAUUGAUGACAAAAUGCGCUUUAAAGACAACACCCCCAAUGCCAACGCCACCGAGCGGCUCCAGGAACUCUCUCUGAGACUGAAGAGUUGCUUCACUGAUGAUUACGAAGAGCAGAACAAGGCCUGUGUGCAAACUUUCCAUGAGACUCCCCUCAAGCUGCUGGAGAAAAUCAAGAAUUUCUUUAAUGAAACCAAACGCCUCCUUGAAAAGGACUGGAAUACUUUUAGCAAGAAUUGCAACAACAGCUUUGCUAAGUGCUCCAGCCAAGAUGUGGUGACCAAGCCUGAUUGCAACUGCCUGUACCCUAAAGCCACCCCUAGCAGUGAUCUGGCCUCUACCUCCCCUCACCAGCCCCCUGCCCCCUCCAUGGCCCCUCUGGCUGGCUUGGCUUGGGAUGAUUCUCAGAGGACAGAGGGCAACUCCCUCUUGCCCAGUGAGCAGCCCCUUCACACAGAAGACCCAGGCAGUGCCAAGCAGCGACCACCGAGAAGCACCUGCCAGAGCCUCGAGUCACCAGAGACCCCAAACCAUGAGGACAGACUCACUGAGGGUUCAGAGCCUUCUCCUUCUGCAGAGGUCCCUAUCCCUGAUGUGGAAGAUAUCCUUGAAUCUUCACCAGGCACAACCUGGGUCCUAGAAGAAGCUUCUGGAGAGGCUAAUGAGGGUUUUUUAACCCAGGAAGCAAAGCUGUCCUCCUCCAAGCCUGCAGGGGACAGCAUCCAGGUAGAGACUGACAGAUCCAGUGACUUCUCAGCAUCUUCUUCAUUCCAUAAAUCAACAGAAGACCAACAGUCAGCAGAAACAGGCACCCCAUUGCCAGAGGUGAACGCUAUGAGACCCACUGACCAGAUACAGAAUCAUACUCCUGAGAAGACAGAUGGUUCAUCUACGCUGUCUGGAGACCACCAGGAGCCAGACUCUCCCCACAUUUCGACACUGGGUCCCCAAGGCCUCAGCAACCUAGCCACCCCCUUUGCUCAGUCACUGCUUCUGAGAAGUCACUCUUGGGGCAUUGUGCUGCCCCUUGGGGAGUCUGAGGGCAAAAGAAAUACCAGGGAUCGAAGGAGCCCCACAGAGCUGGAAGGAGGACCAGCAAGCGAGGGGGCAGUUAGGGCUAUGGCCCAUUUUAACUCCAUUCCUUUGACUGACACAGGCAAUAAUGAUCAACGCCCUUUGACUGACACAGGCAAUAAUGAGCAACGUGGGGGGUCCUCUGGCCCCAGGAUCCCCGAGUUUUACUUUCACCUGCUGGGCAUCAUCCUGGUCUUGCUGGCUGUUGGGGGCCUCCUGUUCUACAGGUGGAAGCGGAGGAGUCAUCGAGAGCCUCAGACAUUGGAUUCUUCUGUGGGGCGGCCAGAGGGCAGCCCCCUGACCCAGGAUGAGGACAGACAGGUGGAACUGCCAGUAUAGAAAGGAGUCUAAGCUGGGCACACAGGACUAUCUCUUUAUGGAUGGAGACACUAUGGGAAUGUUCACCACCACCCUCUCCUGCCAUCUUCCUGGGGACGUGGCCUGCCACUACCAGAGCUCCUGCCUCCCAAGACUGGAUGAGAGCAGCCUCGAUGGGGUCUUUCCAUCUUUGCCCUUAGACUCUCGAUUAACUGAGAGAGGGCUGGAGGAUGCCCCCACACUGUUGCUAUUUAUUGUGGGCCCUGGAGGCUCCCUGCACUCGAGGAAGGCCAGCGAGCUAGCUCAGGACCCUUUCUCUCAGGAGCUGUACCCUCCUCCCAUAGCCAGAACCUGGCAAGGGACCCACCUGCCGGUAUGGCCCAUGGGAGACCAGGGUGUACAAGAAGGAGCAGAAGAGCCUGUGCCCAGAAGACCCAACUGGUGCCAAGGAAUCCAACAUGGACAGGCAGGGACCUGUUUCCCAAGAGGAAAGCCUGAGAUUCAAAGGGCGGGACAGCAUCUGCUCGAUUUCCCGUAAAGGGAUAAAGGCAGGCAGCCCAAAAGACGGGAAGAGGAGGCCUUUGGCUGCUUGUGCUGACAGCUUAAAGGGGUCUACACCCUCAACUUGCCCAAGUGUCCUCAGCUGAUAGCCAGGAAAGAAGGGAGACCAGCCCAGCCUCAGGACCUGUCUGACCUGGCUCAUGAUGCCAAGAGGAAGAUCAAGCUCUAGCCUCGAUUCCUCCUGUCCGCAGCCCCUGCCAGAGUUUUUUUUUUUUUUUUUUGCCCAGCAGAGGCACCCCUCAUGAAGGAAGCCAUUGCACUGUGAAUACUGAACCUGCCUGCUGAACAGCCUGCCCCAUCCAUCCCCAUAAGCGACCAUCCGUCCGAAUGUUCUUCCACCCCCUUCAGCCUCUCCUCAGCUUCCUGAACUGAGCUGGCCUCGACUGUCAACUGAGGGAGUCCCUAAGCCCCUACCUUCCCCUGUGUUGGCCUUUGAUUGCCCAGGGCUGGUCUCUAGGCUGUGUUCCUUGCCCAGGUUUCUGCAUCUUGCACUUUGACAUUCCCAGGAGGGAAGUGACUAGUGGAAGGGAGAAAGGAAAGGGAGACAGAGGCUGAAAGGCCACAGGCAGAGCUGUAAAUGAAAAUGGGUCUUGAAAAUGUGUGUGCCCCCUAAGGUUGAAGUUGAUGUCUAUACUCUAACCUGUCAGCCAGCCUCCUUCCCCUGUUGCCUCCAGCCUGGAGCUGAGCACCCAGUCAUGAGCUCCUGGGACUGAGCUACAGGCUCCAGCCCCACCCUCUUCUGGCCUUUUUUCUCCAGACCUGACCCAGGUAGGCAGUGACACUCUCCCUGUCUCACCUACCCCACCCUGCCAUCUCUAGCCAAGCUAGGCAGGUCUAGAGAGGGAUCAAGAAAUGGGUUGUCUACUUCUAACUCUAUUCUGUUUCCCUCUGUUCCCCGGGCCAGGCCUUGUCUGUGGCUCUGAGACCUGGGCAUGGGUGACAGGGCUUUCACCUGCCCCUUGGUCUCUUGAUGCUGCUGUGCCCCCAUUUCCUGCCCCCCCACUACUGGGUCCGUAAUCUUUUAGGCAAGAGGGGAGGGUGGUCUGUAGGCCCCACCACCCCAUCCUGAGACCGCAGAGGAAGGACACUGAAGAUUUUCUUGUGGGGCUUACUUAGCCUUCUAGUUACAGACUAUUUUCAUGCUAGAAAAUACAUAUUUUAAAAUAGAAGGAAAAACACCAAAAACAAACAAACAAAAAAAAAGGCAUUCUCCUACACCUCCACCUUAAACAUAUAUGAUUAAAAACAGAAGAGUAAAUCCAACCCAAUGCAAGAAGCUCUUUGUGGGCGCCUGGUUACAUCAGAGCAAGAGAAACCCCAAAUCCACCUUUGGAACCUCCACUGUAUAGGAUCCCUUCUCUCUUCUGAGAAAGCCUGGAGGGAACAUUGACUCACAAACUGUGAGACUGCAUUUUUUUAUACUUGGAAGUGAAUUAUUUUAUAUAAGGUCAUUUAAAUAUCUAUUUAAAAAAUAGGAAGCUGCUUUUAUAUUUAAUAAUAAAAGAAGUGCACAAGC